Molecule: messenger RNA, 1287 nt
Organism: Musa acuminata subsp. malaccensis (wild Malaysian banana)
Lineage: Eukaryota; Viridiplantae; Streptophyta; Magnoliopsida; Zingiberales; Musaceae
Source: RefSeq, a predicted model, not a curated record
CCCGAUGGCGAGAAUGGGAGCUAGGAAUCAGGGAGUGAGGUGCAAUUUAAGGUACGAGUCUAGCCUCUUCUUCCAAGGCAACCCCAUCAUACGGCUUAUGUCCCCUGCGACGAAUGCAACAACGCCUGCGGAGAAUGCCACAACUCCGGCCUCUGCUCCGGCAUCCCGGCCAUCUGUCGGUUCAACCAGCAAAGAAGGAAAAAAGAAAACAAUUCUUGCAAUUUCGAUAUAUGCAGUGAGUGCGGUGCUGCUAAUCUCCAUUAUUUACGCUUUCUUCAAGAGAUUGAGGAAGCAGACACGGCAGCCACCUUAUGCAACUGACUCGGAGGAGGCCACACAAGUCGAAUCACUACUAUUUGAUCUAUCGACACUACGAGUUGCAACAGUCAACUUCUCAGAGGAAAAUAAACUUGGUGAAGGUGGUUUCGGAGCUGUUUACAAGGGAGUGCUACCAGAUGGACGAGUAAUAGCAGUGAAGCGGCUGUUGAACUCUGGGCAAGGACUUGGAGAGCUUAAAAAUGAGUUGGCUUUGGUUGCCAAGCUCCAGCACCGGAAUCUCGUAAAGCUUCUGGGAGUUUGCUUGGAGGAAGAGAAGAUGAUCGUCUAUGAAUACGUGCCUAACACGAGCCUCGACAAAUUUCUUUUUGAUCCUGCAAGAGGCGAACAACUAACUUGGGGAAUUCGAUACAAGAUCAUUUGUGGGAUCGCUAGGGGCCUGCUUUAUCUGCACGAGGAAUCUCAGCUAAAAAUCAUACAUCGAGAUCUAAAGGCCUGCAAUAUCUUGUUGGAUGCAGAUAUGAACCCAAAGAUCUCAGAUUUCGGUUCAGCUAAGCUUUUCGAUGGCGAGCAAACUCAGGGCAUGACGAGUCGAGUUGUGGGAACCUUUGGAUACAUGGCACCAGAGUAUGUGAUCCAUGGCCAAUUUUCGAUCAAGUCAGAUGUGUUCAGCUUCGGUGUUCUGGUUUUGGAGAUUUUGACGGGAAGAAAAAACAGCACAGCUUGUAAUCCUGAAAAUACUGAAGACCUUCUAAGCUAUACAUGGGAGAAAUGGCGAGGAGGAUCAGCCUUGGAGAUGGUAGAUCCAGCCUUGGGCAAUCAAUUCCAUGGGAGCGACCUGUUAAGAUGUAUGCAGAUUGGGCUAUUGUGUGUGCAGGAAAACCCGUUUGCCAGGCCUAGUAUGUCGACAGUCGCUGUGAUGCUAAGUAGUGCAACAGUCACUCUGCAAGCUCCUUCACAACCUGCAUUUUGUUAGAUAGGAUAUUAUUAAAAAAAUAAAUCAUGAUAAGA